Messenger RNA from Brettanomyces nanus, 1680 nucleotides. RefSeq lists its product as uncharacterized. The transcript has a single exon. The record is from RefSeq and is a predicted model, not a curated record. Bases 1 to 1680 code for a protein of 559 amino acids. NCBI's taxonomy places the organism in Eukaryota, Fungi, Ascomycota, Pichiomycetes, Pichiales, Pichiaceae. Gene Ontology annotation, molecular function: protein binding.
AUGACUAUUGAAUCGCUGUCGGACCCAACCGAUAUCCAGAUCCACUCCUCGCGGGCCUACAGAUCAAACUUUCUGAUGCCCAAGUCCUCAUACUUCAAUGUGAACAUAACCAUCAAUCACUGGCAGUUAAAAGACUUGGUGUGCCGAUCAUCCUCCUCGAAUUCGAUAUAUUUCCCUUCAGGCACAAAAGUCAGCCGCUUAGACUUCGACCCACAAAGUCCUGUGAGUCUUUCAAAAAAGCAAGAUCACCUCAAGCAUGCACGGCUGACGGCAAAACAAUCGGAGGCUAUCUCUAAUCCUUCUUCCAACGUUUUCAUCGAUGCUUCCAGCCACGUUGAUCCCUUGGUGGCCAAUUUUGAGAGCUCGCCGCGAUGUCUGAAGGAAGCUGGUGGUGUGGUUGUGGUAGGGGGUGUCGUUAAUACUUCGAGGACGCCCGUUCAUUCGUCUGGUGGUGCUGGUAAUGCUACAAGCAAUAAUACUACUUAUCGCGCACCAGGUAAAUGGAAAGGCCUCUUUGGAAUACAUGUUAAUGAAACAGGCUAUUCGGAAAAUGGCCACAUCGGUACCUUAAUCAACAACAGUGUCACCAUUAAUAAAAUCAGCAACACGUGCUAUCGGUCAUUGGUGUGUAAUAACGACCAGAACCUCUAUAUUGUCGAUGUUUUGAACCGUGGAGAUGGCUUGGCACCAGAAUUCAGUGUCAAUAUGGGUGUCGCUUUGAAUCAUGCUUCGCUGUCGCCAGAUUUGAAGACCAUUGUUACUUUAGGCGACAGCUCAAGGAUCUUUGUGCUUCAUCCAGAAGAGAACUUGAGAGAUAUCACCAAUCGAGAGGUUAUUUCUACUCAAUCCGACUGUGGCUUUUCUACGAGUUGGAACGACUCGGGCUACCAGUUUUCGGCUUGCUUUCAGGAAGGUGUUAAUUUCAUAUACGAUAUUCGUCACAUGGCUAGACCCAUGCACGAGAUCUAUUCAACAAGGAGGCAGUCACAGAACGGAGCAUUUCGUGUCUGUAAGUAUAGCUCGGGUACAGAUGAUCUAUUGUUUAUUUCGGAGCAUCAAGGAAGGGUCCACGUAGUUGAUACACGUGACUUCAUGACUCAUCAAGUGGUUCUGCUCCCCAAAAUGUUGUACGACUAUGAGGAAGGCUACUAUAAUCAACCAAUAGUAAAAGAUUACCAGGAUGUUUGUGAUAUCCAGAACGAAUUAGGAUAUCUUUCGAGCAGUCGCCGGUUCAUUGCAGAUGUUGAUGUUGACAGGUUACAUAAUUCCAAGUUCUUCAAGUAUACUUCAGAUAGCUGUCCUAAGAGGUAUCCUGCAACAUCAUCUGCCGCCGCUGCUGCUGCUGCUGCUGCUGCUAAGAACGAUCUGAAACAAUCCACAUAUGAUCCCUUGAUGCAUUCGACAUAUCUUCGGGGCACGGGUACUGGAACUUUGGCUACUACAGUUAGCAGAAACUCUAGAGGAGGUUCUUCGGAGUCCAGUGACAAACUGAAGUCACCUCUGACUGAUCCGUUCUACUACUUAGACUCGGAAUUGGAAAUAUGUGGCUUGGAGGUUUUGGGAAAUAGUCAAUAUGGGGAUGGAAGACGCUCUUUGGUGAUAGGUACAGAGGAUGGAUUGGUUCAUUGGAAUAUUGACAGUUGGAAGCGUCGCUGCUUUCCAUCUUACGAGUUAGCGUAA